Molecule: messenger RNA, 2487 nt
Organism: Scophthalmus maximus (turbot)
Lineage: Eukaryota; Metazoa; Chordata; Actinopteri; Pleuronectiformes; Scophthalmidae
Gene: hyal2a
Product: hyaluronidase 2a
Exons: 4
Coding region: 312-1724 (470 amino acids)
Biological process (GO): carbohydrate metabolic process; hyaluronan catabolic process
Molecular function (GO): hyaluronoglucuronidase activity; hyalurononglucosaminidase activity
Source: RefSeq, a predicted model, not a curated record
UGCUUCGUCUCUGUGGAAGUCGGAGAGUUGCGACUGACAACAUCGCAGGGGGUGAGUCCACUUUCUCCGCCGGGAGCGCAGAGAUCGGGGAUCGGAAGAGACGGAGUCCACAUCCAUCGCCGGAGACUAUGUGCAUCUCUGAGUGUCCCCACUUUGUUUCGAGGCAACACGAGAACGCGGCGUGAGGCGGCAGCUUCCAGGGUUCUUUUUCUUUUUCUUUUCUUUGGACGGGGGCGGGGGGGCAUGCUUCCUCGGUCUGCCGGUGAAGAGCAGAGAGUGACGGUCCUUUCUGUCGAUCCACAUCCGACGACAUGUUGCACCGGACCCUGUGUGACUGGAAAGUGCUGCUGCUGAUGGUUCUGCUGUGGGACUGCCUCUGUGCUUUGGAACAGAAACCCACGCAAUGGCCACUGUAUUCCAAAAAGCCUUUGCUGCUCGCUUGGAAUGUCCCCACUGAGGACUGUGCCCCGCGGCACGGCAUUAGUUUUCAGUUGGACCAGUUCCAGAUCGUGGCCUCGCCCAAUGAGGCAUUUGUCAGACAGGAUCUCACCAUCUUCUACAAGAAUCGCUUGGGCCUGUACCCCUACUUUGAGCCAGAUGGAACGCCGGUGAACGGGGGGCUUCCACAGGUGGCCAGCCUCUCGCAGCACCUGGAAAAGAUGCAGGAUAUGGUGCAGAAGUAUAUACGUGAAACUGGGGCCAAGGGUCUGGCAGUCAUUGACUGGGAGGAGUGGCGCCCACUCUGGAUACGGAACUGGGAAACCAAAGAUGUUUACCGCAGACAUUCCCAAGAACUGGUGCGCCAGAAGAACCCAACGUGGCCCCCAGAGCAGGUGACAAGAGUGGCCCAGCAGGAGUUUGAGAUGUCCGCCAGGAAGUUCAUGCUGGAGACACUGAGGCAAGCUAAGAACCUCAGGCCCAACCAGCUGUGGGGGUUCUACCUGUUCCCCGACUGCUACAACCACGACUACAGGCGCACUCUGGAGAACUACACAGGCCGCUGUCCCGACGUGGAGGUGGCCCGCAACGAGCAGCUGAAGUGGCUGUGGACCGAGAGCACGGCCCUCUUCCCCUCCAUCUACAUGGGCACCGUGCUGCGCUCCUCGGCCUCCGGUCGUCAGUUUGUCCGGAACAGAGUGAGGGAGGGGAUGCGUUUGGCUUCAUCGGGCGAUGGGUUGGCACGUCCGGUCUUUGUGUACACCCGGCCCACCUACGCCAACUCUCUGGAACAGCUGACAGAGACUGACCUGGUCUCCACCAUCGGGGAGAGCGUGGCUCUGGGAGCAGCUGGAAUCAUCCUGUGGGGAGAUGCAGGUUAUACAAGCAGCAAAACCAGCUGUUCCGACCUCGAGGCGUAUCUCCGGGGUCCGCUGAGUCAAUACCUCGUCAACGUCUCCACAGCAGCGGAGCUAUGCAGCCAGACCGUGUGUGGUUCUCAUGGCCGCUGUCUGCGCAGGAAUCCAGACAGCGAUGUUUACUUGCACCUGAACCCCCUCACCCACAGUAUCACCAGGCAGAACGGCAAACCGGCAGUCACCGGUGAGCUCGGCGAAGCGGAGAGGGCGGGUUUUCAAACUGAGUUCCAGUGCCAGUGCUACAGCGGCUAUCAGGGAGAGGGCUGCGCUCAGACGGACCCUCUACACCAGAGAGGGGCGGCGGCUCCAACCGUGGCGUCAGCACUGCAAUGUGUGAUCUUACUGAUUAUUCCUCUGCUCCUCUGCUAAUGCGCCAUAAAUACAGUACACCGCUGCAUUUUGUGUGUGAAAAAGAAUCAGAGCAUACGAGGUGACGGGUCGAAAGUUUUCGGGGGCGUGAGGAGUGUCAUUUCUUUCUUGAAUUGCUGUAAAAUAUGGAUGACAAAGUGACCUUUUAUAAGAAACACUGUGGAAUUUGCAGAGUUAUAUUUGUUUCUAACUUUUAAUCUUCUUUUAAACAAUGGAGGGCCCGCUGGAAAUGACCUUGUUUACAUUAAUGCUCUCGGCUUCCUCUCAGUUACCGUUUCCCGAGGUGUCAGAUUCCAUGAUUGUCAUCGGGACGCACGUCUUUGCGGGAAAUGUGAUGAAUGAGUCGACGCACGUCACUGUGUGAGAGGAGUGGAAUUGAUGCACUUACAUCUGGUAAUAGCACAAAAUGAUUUGAAGUGCCUGAUCUUUCUCAACAUGACCUCUCUCGUGAUCUUUUUACGGAGGUGAUUAAAGUGUAACUAUUUAUUUGAAUGUAUUUGUAGCUGUUUUAUAUGGUAUUUUCUUUUUUGUGUCCAAAACAUGACUACUAGUAGUUUUCUCUUCAAACACCACAUCACUCCACUAUGCUGAAAGCAGCUUUUUGACUUCAGAAGCACAAACAUUGUACAGACAAUAUAAAGAGAAAUUUUUCAGACACUUUGUAUGUUCCACAGUUUUACUGACAUUAUCACCUCUGUCUUCAUGCUGUUUUCUCAAAUUUGACCCUCCCCCCCGAAAAAAGUGAAUAAACGUCUUUGUUGAA